Messenger RNA from Myzus persicae (green peach aphid), 989 nucleotides. RefSeq lists its product as uncharacterized. NCBI's taxonomy places the organism in Eukaryota, Metazoa, Arthropoda, Insecta, Hemiptera, Aphididae. The coding region runs from base 74 to 802 and encodes 242 amino acids. The transcript has 4 exons. The record is from RefSeq and is a predicted model, not a curated record.
CUGCGGCACACCACAUUAUAAGCACGGGACCGCGUGUCCAGAGCGUUCAUUCGUUCGAUCAACCUGCUCCACGAUGCAUCGUCUUUCCGUGUUAUGUUGCGUCGCUGCACUGUCACUGUUCGCCGCCGCUCAGGCGACCGAAACCGCUCUGGAAUUCGGCGGAAAACUGUUGGACGACUGCGGUACCGAUUGGACGUGCGCCAAGCCCAAACUUCUCAAGUUCAUUGGCCAGACCGCGGAGAAGGCCGAGUUCAGACUGACCAGAGACCUGUCACUGAAACGCACCCACGACAGCAAUGACGAAGAUCAAGUCGCCAACUCGAUUCCCAACGGCGAGGAAUAUAAGAAGGCCGUCGACGGCAACUCGGCACUCCGCAUGCUGGACAGAAUCGACGACUUUCUGAGCACCCACGAGCUCCAUGUCAGCCUGCCCGAAGAACUUGGAUCGUCCGCCGGACAAGUGAAAAUGCCACUGGUCGACCAAGGCCACUCCGCCGUCGCCCAACAAGGCCGAAGCCGUGGUUUCGUCCGCAAAAUAGUCAUCCCUUUCCUCUUGGGCCUGAAGUUCAAGACCACCGUGCUCAUCCCUAUCGCCAUCGCCCUGAUCGCGUUGAAGACGUGGAAGGCUUUAACCCUGGGUCUGCUAUCGCUGGUCCUGUCCGCCGCAAUGGUCAUCUACAGGUUCACCAAGCCCAAAGUGGUCGGUGUGGAAAUAUUGCACUACCCGUCGCCAGUGCACACACACCACCACGACGGAUACGCUCACGCCAGGGCGUACAGCGCACAGCAGCCCGAGCAGUGAUGCAUCGUGGCACUGAUUGUAAGCGAUUACAAUGCGAGCUUACGCAGACAUAAUAUUAUUAUAUUGUGUAUUGUUUUUUGAUUUUAUUUUUAUAUUUAUUUUACGUUUGUAAUUUAAUUAUUUAUUUAUUUAUUAUUUGUAUUGAUUGGAAAAAGAAACAACGAUUAAAAUCUAACAUUUUUGUGUA